This is a messenger RNA of Beta vulgaris subsp. vulgaris (sugar beet), 677 nucleotides long. RefSeq lists its product as uncharacterized. The transcript has 3 exons. The coding region runs from base 113 to 568 and encodes 151 amino acids. NCBI's taxonomy places the organism in Eukaryota, Viridiplantae, Streptophyta, Magnoliopsida, Caryophyllales, Amaranthaceae. The record is from RefSeq and is a predicted model, not a curated record.
GUAAAAAUUGCAGGUGGAUUGGUUGCCUUAUGGUCAUGAUUUUGAUCCGACCACCAUCUCGAGAACAUUAUACAGGGGUACCAUUCGAUAUCGGGGAGUCGUCGAGCCCUAUAUGCCUGAUCGAUGUUUGCGGCAGUUAGGUCGUAUGCAGAUUGUACCUGUUCCUGUUAUUGCUCCAGAGUCUGCAUCUAGGCCUAGCAAGGGAAAGUAUGUUGUGCAAUCUUCUCCUGUCUACUGUGAGUCAUCAUGGUCCUCGUUCCCGACAGGUAAUUGUAUAUACUUAGAACUAUUUCAGAAAGGUUCAACACCGUCGGCUUGUUCUACUGAUUACUUAUCUUGGUAUGAACGACAUUCACAUCCAUAUCUAUUGAAUGGAGGUAAUGUUGCACGAUCCAUACCAGAUCGUACGGCGACCGAGCAGUGGAUGAAUAGGUGGAUACAUGCAGCCCGCCCAGUAUUAGAACAUAGGGAUGAGAGUGAAUGGCUAACAGAAACAUGUCAGACGUUUGAUCAGCUCAUUCAGGAUUGGAACAAAGUGUUAAACAAUACGAAUGAAGAGAAUGAGUAGCAUAUUUUAGUUAUGUUUAAACACUUUAAAUCAUUAUUAGCAUAUUUUAUUUGAACUCGAUGUUUUUGUUAGUUUUUAUAAUUCAUAAUACUUUUAACUAUUUGUAGUA